Octopus sinensis (East Asian common octopus) is the source of this 762-nucleotide messenger RNA. RefSeq lists its product as uncharacterized. Gene Ontology annotation, biological process: positive regulation of voltage-gated potassium channel activity; sleep; regulation of synaptic transmission, cholinergic. The record is from RefSeq and is a predicted model, not a curated record. Bases 190 to 618 code for a protein of 142 amino acids. Lineage: Eukaryota; Metazoa; Mollusca; Cephalopoda; Octopoda; Octopodidae. The transcript has 3 exons.
AUUAAACCAGAAGUUCAGGUGUGACGUCUUUCAAAGGUGUAUGUUUUUACCUGUCCGAUUGUAACAAAGUUUUUUUUUUAUUCGAGUUUCGUAAAGAAACACGUGAAAAUUUUACCAAGUAAUUUAUUCAUCCGACUCUUAAUUAAAACAUAAAACGAAUUAAACAGAAAACGAACCAAAUCAUUAAUUAUGUUACCAUCAAUUAAAAUGUCGACCAGUUUGAAGUUUUUACUCAUCGUACUUCUCAUAAACAGAGCCUCUUCCCUGACCUGUCAUAUGUGUACCACCCUUGGGACAUCCGAUUGUUUGGAUAAGUUCACUGAACCCCAGAGUGGUGAUUGUGAGGAAGGAGAAAACAAAUGUGUCAAAUACAAGACUUAUGCUGUUAUGCGUGACACUGGAUCUAUGUGGUCGGAAAACACAGUGGUAUCCGCUGUAACCCGAGGAUGUAUAGAAACUGACGAAAAGGAUUCCUGCAGAAGAACCAUCAUCCACGGAGGCUACCAUGACCUUUGUAUUUGCAGUGGGGAUGACUGCAAUGCCGCCUCUGCCAAAUCAACCCAUUUCUUUCUCCUCUUUUACUUCACUCUCACUUUUCUGCUACAGUUUCUCAUCUGAAAUGUUUCAAUUCCUCACCAUUUGUAGAGUUAGGUUUUUUUCUGUUUUAAUUGUUUUGCUAUUGUCCAGUAAUCCAAAUCCCUUGGAAUGGAAACAAAAAUUCCUUGUAUCUGUCUGAGUUAUGAAGAUCACUAUUUCAAUAUU